GCUUUCGUCAGUUGUAAACAAAGACAGGGUAGAAUCUUAGCAGCUGUGACAUUCAGUUUAUUAUGCAAAGCCGAAAGUUUGUUGUGAUUCGCCGAGCCCGAAGAGCAUAUUUCCAAACUGGGAAACCGUUUUCCUAAUCUUAAUUUAUUGUUGUUUUGAUUUUUCCGGCUCUUUUGCGGCUCUUUUGUGGCCCUUUUUUCCCUACAGGUUACUGGAACGGCAUGCCAUAUUAGCUUCGUUAUAAUCUUCCAAGGACGCUUGAGCGAAACUUGGUUUAUCUUGUACCCACACCCCGUCGAAGCUGCCAUCCAAAACUUAACACCACUAGGCUAAUAGACGGCGAUAUUGCUGAAAAAGUGAAAACUUGUGAAAGUAUUUGGUUUGUUUCCCAAAACGGAUAGACGGAGACCUCCAACUCUGAUCUGUCAAAGCGGGAGGUAAACAAAAUGUGCGGCGCUAGCCCAGUUGUGCCAUGGCAACCUCAAGUGGAGGGGUGGAGCGGCCUAAUCGGGAAAACGUUCUCCACGCUGAUUGGCUGCCUCGGUGUGAUGGCUCGCUCUUGCGAGAACCGUUGCUCAAAAGUGCACGCCGUGCCAAGGACACAUUAUUGCGGAGCAGUAAACAAAGACUACCGACUCCCGGUGCACGGGUGGUUAGAGAUCAAGGGUGGUUGUGUAUCCGCUGCAGGUGUUUCCGCGGCUGCGCUUCUGAUUCCAUUUCCAGUCUCGUGCAUUUGCAGAUGCACACGCCGAUGGCAAGAGUAUCCUGUGACGUAUGCGAAAAAAGACAAUACUCUCUUCAGCGGACAGAACAAUCGCAGCAUUUAGCAGGCACCGGCUUCCGUGUAAAGACGAUGUGCAUACGAGGGAAAGAAUGUAGUCUGCUCUAGCAACUUACACUACUAUUGUUCUCCCCAUCUGGCUAUGUUUUUCUGCCAGAGCAAGUUUGCAGGGGCGGUUGGAAGACAGAGCAGUGAUGCGAUCCCCUUGUGGACCAGAGGGCAAUGUGCGGGACGAUCAAAGGGGCAGCUGGAGGGAAAAGGGAAGGAGGAAGAAAAAAUAGGGAUGGCA
Pichia membranifaciens NRRL Y-2026 is the source of this 1070-nucleotide messenger RNA. RefSeq lists its product as hypothetical. The transcript has a single exon. The coding region runs from base 473 to 889 and encodes 138 amino acids. Lineage: Eukaryota; Fungi; Ascomycota; Pichiomycetes; Pichiales; Pichiaceae. The record is from RefSeq and is a predicted model, not a curated record.